CUAGCGCCCAAAAAGAAGGAAGUCCAGAAGUUGUCGCUGGGCGAAUUUAUGAAUGAUGCUUCGUACGGAGGAAGUUCGUGGGCCGAUGAAGUUGAGGAUACCAUUGGCACUCAACCUCUCCCUGCGGGCGGCCGUGGCUAUGGAGGCUCCUCCUCGUAUAACGCAAACACACAAGGCUAUUCCUCCAUUCGCGACAACCUCCCUCAGACACUUCCCGACAAGCCACCAUAUACGGCUCAUCUCGGCAAUCUGUCCUACGACGCCACCGUCGAGAGCGUCAGCGACUUCUUCUCUGGAUGCAAGAUUCUUAAUGUCCGAAUUAUUGAAGACCGCGAGCAGAACCGGCCAAAGGGAUUCGCAUAUGCCGAGUUCGAGGACCUCGAGGGCCUCAAAGAGGCGCUGACCCGCGAUGGCGUAUCAUUCGAAGGACGAAGCAUCAGAGUUAAGAUUGCUGAUCCGCGUAAGUCUGGAGGUGGUGAGUCGACGCGCGAUUUCAGUGAUUGGUCACGCAAGGGUCCUCUUGCAGACCUACCUGGCCGCGGCGGCGACCGCGGCGGCGACCGACGGGGUCCGUCCGAUUUCGGAGAGCGGAGAGCCCCCCGCGAGUUCUCAGGAGCCGAUGAUGGCAAGGUCCGAGACUUUGGAAACUGGGAGAGACGCGGGCCGCUUUCACCUCUGUCGCCUCAGGCUGAGCGCCGCCCCGAGUCUCGGGAUGGUUCUCGUCCCCGCACCAACGAUGGCGCCCGUUCCGAGUCGGUUCGUGGUCCUAGAGGAGCUUCGCCCGCCGCAUGGGGCCCAGGCGAAGGCCGCCCAGCGACGACGUCAACCUCGCGCCCGCCUCGCCGCGAAUUUGCUGACCGCCCCGACCGCCCUGAGCGUGUUCCCACGGCUGCUGAGAAGGACUCGCAGUGGCGUAGCAACAUGCGUCCCGAUUUGACGGCCAAAUCUCCCGUCCAGUCUCGCGAGGGUAGUGAAGCCCCUCCCUCUCCCGCCGGCCACCCGGCCAUUUUGCCUGUGUCGAGGCCCAAGUUAAAUCUCACCAAACGGACUGUUUCAGAGACGCCUGCAGUGCCCUCCCCGGUCGCGCCAGCCGCAGAAGCCAAGGAUUCCAAGGCUAGCCCAUUCGGUGCUGCCCGUCCUAUCGACACAGCAACACGGGAGCGGGAAAUUGAGGAGAAGCGCAUCCAGGCGAUCAAAGACAAGAAGGAUGCUGAUGAAAAGGCAAAGGAAGAUAAACGCAUCGCUAAAGAGAAUGCUAUCAAGGAAGCUGCCGCCAAGGAAGCUGCUGCUGCGGAAGCCGCCGCCGAAGAGGCUGCUGCCAAGGAGACUGCCGACAAGGCUGCUGCCGAGAAGGCCGCUACAGAAGAAGCUGCCGAAGCCGAGGCGGCCGCCGCAAAGGCCAACAAUGAAGCGGCAACCGACGCAACCGCCACGCCGGCUGAGCCGACUGACGAAAAGGCAGCGCGAGAAACGGCUGCGAUUGCCAAGUCUCGAGCUACAGAAAGCGGAAACUGGAGGUCAGCCUCUGGAGAUCAGCGAGCACCAGCUCGUGGUGCCCAUGCCCCUGGUGCCCCCCGUCGCGGUGGCGGCCCUCCUCGUGGGCCCCGCAGUGAUGCCGGACGGCCGCCGCGAGCAAACGGCAGCGGCCCGGCCCUCGCCCCUGUCCCCCAACAGCAACCGGCUCAGGCUGCUACCGGUACCACCGGCGACCAGAGCCCAUCGACAUCAACCGUCGACGAGGAUGGCUGGACCACCGUCCCCAACAAAGCCCGGCGCGGCCGUAUGUAA
Molecule: messenger RNA, 1788 nt
Organism: Lasiosphaeria miniovina
Lineage: Eukaryota; Fungi; Ascomycota; Sordariomycetes; Sordariales; Lasiosphaeriaceae
Exons: 6
Cellular component (GO): nucleolus
Molecular function (GO): RNA binding
Source: RefSeq, a predicted model, not a curated record